Miscanthus lutarioriparius is the source of this 1683-nucleotide messenger RNA. NCBI's taxonomy places the organism in Eukaryota, Viridiplantae, Streptophyta, Magnoliopsida, Poales, Poaceae. The record is from the annotation of a GenBank genome assembly.
AUGGUCUGGGCGCUGACCCCCGUCGACACAGCGCGCGGGACGCAGAAGCGUUACAUCUUCGCCGCCGGGACGUACAAGGUCGGCCGCAAAGAUUGUGAUAUCAUUGUUCAAACUGACACAUCUAUAUCCCGAGUCCAUGCGGAGAUUGCAAUUGAAAAGAUGGUUGCCUGGGAUCCGCAUUCUGGUGCACCUGCCUGUCCAUCAUUUGUUCGUGUAAUCGACCGAUCAAAGUAUGGCACAUUUGUCAACAAAGUACAUGGAACCCAGGGCAGUCGCCUGCAUAAAGAUGAAGAUAUGAUGCUUACUGAUGGGGAUGCUGUGACUUUUGGAACUGGUAAUGCGACCUUCAGGUUGUCAUUUGUUCCAAUAGUGGCCUAUUUUCAUGGUGGAAAGUCGGCACGAAUUGAUCCAUCAUUACAUGCAGUCAUGAAAUCUAUUGGUGCAUAUGCUACUCGUAAGUGGAGCAAUGAAUGUACGCAUGUUCUUGUUGAUGAAUCAUGUUCGUUGACACCUGAGCUCCUCGAUGCAGUUAUGGCAAAGAAGCAGAUCGUGUUGGGAGACUGGUUUAAGGCAAUGGCUGAAAAGAACAUACACACAGAGAUCCCUUCUUGCACACAAUACAUUCCAAACUUGGCUCUUGAUGGGAUGGUGAUCAAGAUGGUGGAUAUCAACGCCAUUCAGAAUUGCCUAGCAGGCUAUACUUUUAUCCUGGGGUCAUCAGAUAAAUAUCAAUUUGGUGAGAAGCUCCCUGGAUUACUGGAAUCAACUGGAGCAAAAUACCUCCACAUUGAUGACUUUUGUGCAAACAGCCAGGACUCAGCAGCUGGAGAUACUGAUCAACAAAUUCUUGUAGUUCCUGCAAGAUAUCCUUUGGAAUUCAGCAAGAUACGUGGGUUAUUUACUUUGUCAAAGAUCAGUGAUGUUAAGCUAUUUGCUGCUACAUUAUCUGGCUGCUUGGAAGCAACUUCUAUUGAACCACCUGCUUUCAUCAUUACAUCCUCGAAUUCCACGGAUGACACUAUUGUGGCGGAUUCGGAUGUUGAAAUGGAGACAGCAACUUCUAAUCCUACUGGUGUUGCUAACAAGUCUCAACAUCACAUUGAGAAUAUCUCUGAUGACGAAAAGGAAAUCACAAAUAUAACCAAUGAAGUUGCUGUAAGUAUCAGUGCAACAAAGGGUAAUGUUAUUCACCCAAAAUACCCAGAGAAAGUUGAAGAUUUGAAACCUAUUGAGGAGGAUGUGAAGGUCAUAGAGAAAACAGCAAUGUAUAGGUCCACAGCCAGAGAUGAGGAUGCUCACAUUUUCAACAAGGCACCAAAGGAUGAGAAUUUGGACACCAGCAGGGAUGGGACUUCUGAUGUCAUAUUUAGUCAGAAUCUGGUUGUCAGAAGCUUCCCUCAGUCAGCUCCUGCUACACCAACAGAAGUUGGAGGUGUUAACUUCAAACGUUUCAGGAAGAGGGAAACAGUGUCUGGAAACAGCUUCAAGGACCUUGUUCCAUUUGCGCGGGAACCAUACAGAGAAUCUGACUACGAACGUGGCACAUUGACCGAUUUCAUGCGGGAGGAGAAGCAGCGGAAACAAAUGGAAGCCAUUGCAGAUGACCUCUUCAACAAUGCAAAGUCGAAGAAAAGAGCAGCUGCUGGAAGUUCGAUUCACACCCUACUUACCGGCUACAGAUGA